Molecule: messenger RNA, 2021 nt
Organism: Propithecus coquereli (Coquerel's sifaka)
Lineage: Eukaryota; Metazoa; Chordata; Mammalia; Primates; Indriidae
Gene: ZNF331
Product: zinc finger protein 331
Exons: 8
Coding region: 502-1896 (464 amino acids)
Biological process (GO): regulation of transcription by RNA polymerase II
Molecular function (GO): DNA-binding transcription factor activity; RNA polymerase II cis-regulatory region sequence-specific DNA binding
Source: RefSeq, a predicted model, not a curated record
GAGGCGGGAAGCGGCCGGCGGUGUCUCCGGGACUCUGCUCCGUGGGGUCAGCAUUCUUCAGAACAGGCGUGUCUGCGGGGGAAGGAUUGCUGUACAUCUUAAAAUAAAGGUUCAGUGUCCCUUCUGCUUCCUCUGCCUUCGUCUUCCAACCAUGUGGUUCCUGCGUGGGAGCAGUGGCCCCAGUGGGAUGUGAGAGCCAGGACCUUGUCGUGAAUGUCAUCAACAAAAAGGGCACAGACAUAGCCAUGAGGUCAGCAUUCUUCAGAACAGGCGUGUCUGCGGGGGAAGGAUUGCUGUACAUCUUAAAAUAAAGGUUCAGAUUCCAGAUCGGCUUAUAACUGUGUGACCCUAAGCCCACAGCCUGAAUCACCUGGUUGGUCUUUCUGGUGUGGCCAGCCCCCAACAAAAACGAAGACAUUCCUAUCAGCUCCGGCCUCUUGGAAUUUUUGUCUUCUGUAAGGAAACUCCAAGAAGACUAAUCAAUUCUUGAAUUCUGAAACCAUGGCCCAGGGCACGGUGACAUUCUCUGAUGUAGCCAUAGACUUCUCUCAGGAGGAAUGGGCCUGCCUGACCUCUGCUCAGCGGGACCUGUACUGGGAUGUGAUGUUGGAGAACUACAGUAACUUGGUCUCACUGGAUUUGGAGUCAUCAUCAUAUGACCCUAAAGGUUUAGCUACAGGAAAGCAUAUUCGUGAAAGAAAUUUUCCCAAAAGGAAAGAAAGCCUUGAUGGAAAAAGGAAAUCCCAUAGCCUUAACCGGAUGAGUGAAGGCACACCUGAAGGACCGCCACGCCCUCGAGUGAGAUAUAUCAACCAAAUGGUGGUCACCUAUGAAAAGAGGCCUAAUAGAGAAGGCACACUUACUCGAUCACAUCAGAGAAUUCAGAUUAAGGACAGUACCUUUGAAUGUAAGGAAUGUGGGAAGGCCUUUAGUCGUGGCUAUCAGCUUAGUCAACAUCAGAAAAUUCAUACUGGCGAGAAACCUUAUCAAUGCAAAGAAUGUAAGAAAGCCUUUCGUUGGGGUAAUCAGCUUACUCAACAUCAGAAAAUCCAUACUGGCGAGAAGCCUUAUGAAUGUAAAGACUGUGGGAAGGCCUUUCGAUGGGGCUCAAGCCUCGUUAUUCAUAAGAGAAUUCAUACUGGUGAAAAACCCUAUGAGUGCAAAGACUGUGGAAAAGCCUUUAGACGUGGCGAUGAACUCACUCAGCAUCAGAGAUUCCAUACCGGUGAGAAAGACUACGAGUGUAAAGACUGCGGGAAAACCUUUAGUCGUGUGUAUAAACUUAUUCAACAUAAGAGAAUUCAUAGUGGGGAGAAACCUUAUGAAUGUAAAGACUGUGGGAAGGCCUUUAUUUGUGGUUCAAGCCUCAUUCAACAUAAGCGAAUUCACACAGGUGAGAAACCCUACGAAUGUCAAGAGUGUGGGAAGGCCUUUACUCGAGUCAAUUAUCUUACUCAGCAUCAGAAAAUUCAUACUGGUGAGAAACCUCAUGAAUGUAAGGAGUGUGGGAAGGCCUUUCGUUGGGGUUCAAGCCUGGUUAAGCAUGAGAGAAUUCAUACGGGUGAGAAGCCGUAUAAAUGUACCGAAUGUGGCAAGGCCUUUAACUGUGGCUAUCACCUUACUCAACACGAGAGAAUUCACACUGGUGAAACCCCUUAUAAAUGUAAGGAAUGUGGGAAGGCCUUUAUUUAUGGGUCAAGCCUUGUGAAACAUGAGAGAAUUCAUACAGGGGAGAAACCCUAUGGAUGUAAAGAAUGUGGGAAGUCCUUUAGCCAUGGCCAUCAGUUGACACAGCAUCAGAAAACUCAUGCCAAAUCCUACGAGUGUAAGGAAUGUGGAAAGGUAUGUAAUCAUGUGACCCAAUUUAGAGAACAUCAGAAGACUCAUAAAAAUUGAAAAACCUUUUGAAUACGGUAGUCCCCUCUUACGGGGGUUUCAUUUUCCACAGUUUGAGUUACCUGUGGUCAACCGCAGUUUGAAAAUAUUAAAUGGAAAAUUACAGAAAUAAACAAUUCGUAAGU